Messenger RNA from Striga hermonthica, 1581 nucleotides. The record is from the annotation of a GenBank genome assembly. NCBI's taxonomy places the organism in Eukaryota, Viridiplantae, Streptophyta, Magnoliopsida, Lamiales, Orobanchaceae.
AUGGCAGCGCACAAGAAGAACCACCACCACCACCAUAGUUACAUCUCCGUACCUUCACAAAUCAUCGGCUCCAUCUCCCAAUCGUCGCUCGAUUCCCUUCUCCGGUCGCCGAGGAAGAACCACCACUCCCCGUGGUCCAAGCUCAGGGCCUUCUUAAAAUCCCCGAGGUUUUUCAUCCUCUCGAUUUUCGCCUUCGGCCUCCUGUGGACGUCCAUGCUGUGGCUCGAUUUCGACCCCUCGGCGCCCUUCGCGCAGAGCCCGUGUCAGGUUCGUGAAGAAAUUGAGUCAAAAUCCGGUGGGGUUUUGGGUUCCCGCCGGAGUAUCGACGAAGGCGACGCCGGAAUCGAGUUCUGGCGGCAGCCCGACGGGAUGGGGUACAGGCCGUGUUUGGAUUUUAGCGAACAGUACCGUAAGGAGAGUGUGGAGGUUUUGAAGGACAGGACUAAGUACCUGAUGGUGGUGGUCUCUGGGGGUAUGAACCAGCAGAGGAAUCAGAUUGUCGAUGCCGUGGUUAUUGCCCGAAUUCUCGGGGCAGCUUUGGUUGUGCCCAUUUUGCAGGUCAAUGUUAUUUGGGGUGAUGAAAGUGAAUUUAUUGAUAUAUUCGAUUUGGACCAUUUCAAGAGUGUUCUGUCGGAUGAUGUGAGGAUAGUUUCUUCGCUUCCCUCGACUCAUUUGAUGACAAGGCCGGUGGAGGAGAAGAGGACUCCCCUUCACGCAUCUGCCAACUGGAUUCGUUCGCAUUAUUCGAGAAAACUUAGGAGGGAUGGAGUAUUAUUAUUACGCGGUUUGGACUCCAGACUCUCAAAGGAUCUUCCAUCUGAUCUCCAAAAGCUUCGCUGCAAGGUGGCUUUUCAAGCUUUGAGGUUUGCUCCACAUAUAUUGGAUAUCGGCAAAAAACUUACAGAGAGAAUGCAGAGCAAGGGACAUUAUCUUGCCCUUCAUCUCAGAAUGGAAAAGGAUGUCUGGGUUAGGACAGGAUGCCUUCCCGGCCUAAGUCCCAAAUUCGACGAGAUUAUACACAACGAAAGAAAAGCUCGGCCCGAGCUUUUGACUUCAAGAUCUAACAUGACUUACCAUGACAGGAAGCUCGCGGGCCUUUGUCCGUUAAACGCCUUGGAAGUCGUAAGGUUGCUCAAAGCAUUGGGAGCUCCAAAGAGCGCAAGAAUCUAUUGGGCUGGAGGGGUUCCACUAGGAGGAAAAGAAGCCUUGCUGCCUCUGAUGAAGGAAUUUCCGAAUUUCUAUAACAAGGAAGAUCUUGCUUUGCCUGGCGAGCUUGAACCAUUCUCAAAGACGGCUUCAUUUCUUGCUGCUAUCGAUUAUAUUGUUUCUGAAAAUAGCAACGUGUUCAUGGCAUCUCAUGGCGGGAAUAUGGGUCAUGCCAUUCAGGGGCAUAGGGCCUAUGCAGGGCACAAGAAGACCAUAAUUCCGAACAAAAGACAAAUGCUUCCGUAUUUCAUGAACUCAUCGUUGCCCGAAAUUGAGUUCAACCAAAUCAUACUCGAUUUGCACCACGAUUCGUUAGGACAGCCCGAGCUUAGGACGAGCAAAACGGGUCGGGACGUGACAAAACACGAUGACUAA